Messenger RNA from Fusarium venenatum, 1386 nucleotides. Its product is annotated as guanine nucleotide exchange factor. Lineage: Eukaryota; Fungi; Ascomycota; Sordariomycetes; Hypocreales; Nectriaceae. Gene Ontology annotation, biological process: G protein-coupled receptor signaling pathway. Gene Ontology annotation, cellular component: cytoplasm. The record is from RefSeq and is a predicted model, not a curated record. Gene Ontology annotation, molecular function: guanyl-nucleotide exchange factor activity; G-protein alpha-subunit binding.
AUGGCCACUCUUCCACCUUCUGGCUUGCCCACAGGGACUGACAAGCUAGAAUACAUCAAGGAACUGAUCAAUGACCUUACUGAAGAUCUCAAAGAGGAGCUAUAUCUCCCAGAUGAUCGCGCUGCAGCUUUGGACCAACUAAAAGUACUCACUCGAGACCCUACUAACGCCGAUCCCCUCUACACAGAAGAGGGCGUUUCUAUGCUCCUUCGACAUGCUUAUGACAAACCAUCCACUAAGAGCGCUGAUGCCGCACGGCGAGUGCUGGCUAAUGCUAUGGUGCUCAAACCCGUCACUCGGGAGAUAUUUGUUAACAAAGGCUUUGCUCCCAAUGCCUGCCAGGGGCUUAAUGGCGGUAGUUUUGAUGAUGAGUUCCUCAACUCUCGCAUCUUGUUCCUGUCAACUUACGGUACCAACGUUGAUUUGAAGAAACUCAUAGAUGACGAGAAGUUGGCAGGUCGCAUCUCCGAGAACCUUGCUCGGCAUGCAAAGGAGUCAAAGGCCAAAAGUGACCCGAUGCAAGACAUGGCAUUGGUUGAAAGCGCCAAGCUCUUGUUCAACGUCACCCAUUUCUGUCCCGACAAAUCGUCUUCAUUCACUUCAGCGAUACCACACUUGGUGGCUUUGCUUCUCCGUCAAGACAUUUCGCAGACGAAGCCGCUUGACCCACCCGUUGGGUUCAUAAUCAACGCCCUUGCCAACCUUGACGUAGGGUCAUCAGGUUGUCAAAAGUUUAUCCACCCAGAGGAAAAUCCCGAAAAGGUGGUAUCUCAGUUGAUCAGUAUCCUGGAUGCCGCAAUGAAGAAUGUUCCUGACAAUCAGCUGGACGCUACCGUAACACCACUAGUCGGUGUUAUAAAGAGCAUACACGAGCAUGCCCCCGACUCCAGUAAGAAGUACAUGCGAGAAAAGCUUUUGCCUACUGAGGAGGACCGAAAAGAAGUCCUUGGUAGGGGAGAUGCAUUGUCUGCCAAGCUACUUCAAAACUUCAACAAUCCUUUGGCUCCAUCCAUCGGAACCGUUAUCCAGUUCCUCCUUUAUGACCUCUCGGACAAUGAUGCCAACAAAUUUGUGGAAAAUGUUGGCUACGGCUUUGCAUCAGGCUUCCUUUUCCAAAACAACAUACCGAUCCCUCCUUCAGCUUCAGACCCUGGUUCGCAGAAACCAGUCAAUCCCGUCACUGGUCAGCACGUUGAUGCAGAAAAGCCUGUCGAUGAGCCUGAAAUGACAGAAGAGGAAAAGGAGCGGGAAGCUGAAAGACUCUUUGUUUUGUUUGAAAGAUUGAAAAAGACAGGCAUUGUUGAUAUUCAGAAUCCAGUGGAGGCUGCUGUUAGGGAGGGCCGUUAUAGGGAGCUCAAAGACGACGAAGUGGAGGAAAUUGAAUGA